Molecule: messenger RNA, 1861 nt
Organism: Theobroma umbraticum
Lineage: Eukaryota; Viridiplantae; Streptophyta; Magnoliopsida; Malvales; Malvaceae
Source: RefSeq, a predicted model, not a curated record
AAGAAUUGAUAUACAGUAACCCCAUCACCAUUUAUCAAGGGAAAAAAAAUACAGAACCCUUUAGUUGAAAAAUGAAUCCGCUUAGUAUUGUUGUUUUAUCUAACAGUAAAUUAACUGUAGGGGAGCCUCCACACAAGCAGGUGCAUUCAUUCCGAAGUACUAAUUUUGGUCAGUACCACAUUUGCCAACUUUCCCUCUGACAGCUGAAUGCUUCCAAUUUGCUGCAAACAUUGUCAGAUUUGUCAGGAAAUGACAAAAGAUAAUUUAGGCCAAAGGGUAAUAGAUGUCUGUCUUUAUAUGGAUUUGUAAAAUUAUGCCUUGAAUUAUUAAUGUUAUCUAAGCUUUGAACGGCAGAAAAUGAGGCAAUGGAACAAGUUGCACCACACUAUACAGUGAUUCAACAGUCGACAGUAAGCUCGGCCAUCGGAGUUUUUUGCUCGGGAUCUGCAGUGUAGAGAGUCUUCUCAAGGGUCUUUUAUCAGGGUUGCAAUCUGAAACGCAUGAGAAUUCAGUGUAUUUUGAGGUCAGAUUUUGGGCUUAGAGCAGGAGCCACGAGGAUUUUGGUGCUGAAAUACAGCACACCGUCCUUGGAGAUUCUGAGAGCUUUUUAAAGGAGGUCUGUAUAAAGGAGAUUGCUAUUAAUAGAAAACUGUAUAAAAGGCAGUGAUUUUCGCUGAUUUGAACUGUUUUAGCUUCUAAAAGCUUUUAGCAAUCAGGGAUGUUUGAUGGAGGCAUGACUAUGUCGUUCAAUACUACUGUACACCGCCCACCAGUUCUGGGUAAUUUAAGUAAAAGCAGAAGCCAGUGUAGAGCAAGACCAACCCCAUCUAUUGCAGUACAAAUGUCUUCAUCACUUCUACAAACCAAUGAGAGUGGAAAUUUACCUGAAUCCAAAAAGAUAUCAGGUUCAUGCUCAGCCAUAAUUAAAUGCCAGACUCAGAAUUCCCUGCUUAGUCAAGCAAAUACUGUCGGUAUUAUUGGAGGGGUUUCUGUUUUGUCUACUCUUAUUUUCCUGGAGAAACUGGUGUGCUGGAGCUCAAGAAAUGGAGAAGAAUGUGUUCCUUUUGUCGUCUGCAGUGAUCCAGCCCUGGAUGAGGGCCUUAUCUCUCAAGGUUCAAUUCAUUCAUCUUCAGGUGAAAUUGCUCAAAAGGAAGUGGAUCACGAACCUAUUAUUGAGAAUCUGAGGAAUAAAAGAGUAUUUCUUGAGCAGUCUGGAGCUCGUUGCAUAGUUAUGCCAUGCCAUAUCUCAAACGCAUGGCAUGAUGAGAUAUCUGAGGGCUGCUCGCUGCCAUUUUUCCAUGUCGGUGAAUGUGUUGCCAGAGAGCUUAAGGAAGCAAAACUGAAACCACUGGAUGCUGGGAGUACCGUGCGGAUUGGGGUGCUUGCCACCUAUGAAACUAUAGCUGCUGGUUUUUACCAGGAAAAACUCCAGAAGCAGGGUUUUGAGGUUGUUUUGCCAGACAAGGGAACCAUGGAACACAUUCUGAUUCCUGCAAUUGAAUCAUUGAACAAAAGGGACAUGGAAGGGGCUCGGAACCUCUUGAGAGUUGCAAUCCAAAUCCUUUUAAUCAGCGCUGUGAAUGUUGUCAUCCUUGCUUCCGAUGAACUGCAGAAUCUUCUACCUCGAGAGGAUCCUCUUCUCAAAAAAUGUAUCGAUCCAAUGGAUGCUUUGGCCAGGUCAACUAUAAAAUGGGCCAAAUCUGCAAAGAAGGUACAUAAGAAAACUUGAACAAUACUUGGCAUCACACUGACAAAACGUGUGAAAAAUCUUGCUGUCUUUUAGGAGUAUUUGUCUAUAAGAAGUGCCUGCAUCUUGUUUAUAUUAUUGUGUCAAUAAAAGAAUAAUAACAGAUGCAUAUGA